This is a messenger RNA of Stylonychia lemnae, 1491 nucleotides long. The record is from the annotation of a GenBank genome assembly. Lineage: Eukaryota; Ciliophora; Spirotrichea; Sporadotrichida; Oxytrichidae.
AUGGAUAUUAAAAAUCAAUUGCCAAUGCCUGAUUCUUAAUAAUAAACAUAAAACCUAUUAUAGGCCCGCAAAUAAUCCAAUAGCCCCUCAAAUUAAAAGCGAAUUAUUAAAGACAAAAGAUCCUCCAAUACUUUAACUUCCAAAAAUCAAGGUGUUUCAAAAAUGGAUCCGAAUCCAGAUAAUUAAUUUUAAAAGGGUAACUCUGCUGGCUAAAGCAAGUAAAACUAAUAAAAAAUGGCAGAUGAUAAUACAUAUAUUUAAAAUUCAGCGAGAUCUUAACUUGAUUAAAAGUUGGGCAGAAAACCAUCUAAUAUAGAUAUAAGUAAUCCUGGUGUCUUUAGUCCUGGCAGAUAAAAAAAUGAUUUUCCACCUUAUCAUUGUCACUAGAGUAUUUGCUAUUUUCCUUAUUAGAAUCCAGGAUUAGUCUAGAAUUUUUAAUAGAAUAACAACAAUCAAAUUAACUCUCAAUUAGACAAUUUAAUAUAAACUUGCAAUACUUUGAAAAUGCAAUUAGAUCAAUAAUAAAAUCUCUAAAAAAACUAAUACUAGAAGAAUGAUCAAAACCCAAAUAAUCAUUCAUAUGAUCCUAUCUAGUAAAAUUAAUCUUUGGAUAAUCUUGAUUUCAAUGAUGUUUAAUAAGAUAACAACACCCCAGCAAGUGGCAGGAAUAAUUAAUAAAACACUGAGAUAAUGAUUAAUGAUCCCAAUAUUAAAAAUUAACAAUAAAAAUAAAGAAGCUUUAAUCAUUCCAAAACUUAAAAUCUAAGUUAGAACGUUUUCGAAAAUUAAAAUAAUUACAAGAGAUAAAAAACUUAGGGCGAUAAGGGUGAAGCAAUAGAUGACAAUGAAAAUGAUGAGGAAUUUUUGAGUGACGAUAAAUCUUAUGAAUCGGGAAAUUAAUAAAGAAAUAAUCAGCCCUUUAUGCAAACAGAUAUCGCUGUUGAAGCUUUAACUGAUUUGAAGCAUACUUAUACUAGUCGAACAUUAAAUAAUAGGGAAAAAAGGAAAAUUCCUUCAGGCUAUUUGAAUAAAAAUGACAUCGUUGAUAUAUUGCAUCCACUUAAGUUAUUCCUUAUCAAAGUUAAGGAUGGAACCUCUGGAGAGUUCGGAGAAUAGUUAAAGGAAGGAUUAAAAGAUUUUUAAGUGAAUGCCUCUAGAUUUUAAAUUGAGUUAGCUGACAAUAAUGAAGACAUAGAAUUGAAAAUACUCUUGGCAUAGCUAGUGGAGUAUGCUAAGGAAGCAAAUGAAAUGGUACUAUGCAAGUUAUGCAUCAAAUUAGUCAAGAGAGCAUCAUGUGAUUUCGUACACACGUCAACAAUUGGGUCUCAAUGUAUUAUUUAGGAUAAUUAUUGUGCUGAUUGUCUGCUUAAGGAGUGGGAUUAAGCCCAAUAAAUUGGAGAUUUCAUGGAAUGUCCUUAAUGCUUUGACAUUAUCCAGGACUAAGAAAUUUAAAAAUUUAAAGAUUAAUAUUAGCAAGCAGCUGUGAAAUGA